UUGAUUUCCGGUAAACAUGGCUGUGUGUUGUUGAGGCUGUGAACAACAACGAGUCAAACAAUAUAAAUAUAUAUCGUCUGUUAGUUUCAGAGUUUCAUAUUUUCUUAUUCUCCUCCGGUCAGUGACGGACUGUUGAUCUAACGGUCGGUCCGCAGCUGUCGUCAUGGAAACAGAGGAGCAGGCCAGGAACCGGUUCCAGUCUGAGUUGGAGUUCGUUCAGUGUUUGGCGAAUCCAAACUAUCUGAACUUUUUGGCUCAGAGAGGUUUCCUGAGAGAGAGGCCGUUCAUUAACUACCUGAAGUAUCUGCUGUACUGGAAAGAGCCGGAGUACGCCAAGUUCCUCAAGUAUCCUCACUGCCUUCACAUGCUGGAGCUGCUGCAGUACGAACACUUCAGGAAGGAGCUGGUCAACGCUCAAUGCGCCAAGUUCAUAGACGAGCAGCAGCUGCUCCACUGGCAGCAUUACUCCAGGAAACGCACCCGGCUGCAGCAGGCGCUCGCCGAGCAGCAGCAGCCGCAGCAGCAGCCGCCGCCGCACGGCAACGCCACCGCCAAGUGAUGAUGAUGAUGAUGAUGAUGACGACGUAUACGAACAUGAGGGAAAGUUAAAGAGUGGCUGCUCUGAUGAUUCACCGUCUAAUAACAGUCAGACUGAUGAAGAGGAGCUGCAGAUGAAUAAACACUCACACUCCUUUUGUUUUACUUUGCAAACUCGACACUGACUCAGGUGACAUCAUCAGUGACAUCAUCAGUGACAUCAUCAGCCUCCUCCAGAGACACAUCAUGCUUCAAACACCUGGAGACGCACGAAAGAUCUCAGUAGUUCAUCUUUAAUAAGCAGCAGUGAGAGUUUGCUGCGGCUCCAUCCAGGACUGUACGAUUAUCUUCGAGCUUCUCCGUCAAACAUUCUGCUCAUAAAAGCUGAAACAGUGAAAAUAAAGAUUCACUAGAUGGUUGGAAAUCUUGUUGGUGACAAAAAAACAGGAUUUAAUCUGAUGUAGAAACGUUGUCUCCAUGAUAAAGUCAGAUAAACAGUGUGCAGUAAAGACAGACUUCUGCUGUAAAACACUCUUCUGAUGACAAUAAUCAUAUUUAUUCUCACAGCUUUCAGGUCACUAACAAGAUUUUCUGCCAUUUAAUAAAUUCAUAUUUUCAUUCAUUUCUGUGUGAUAUUGUUUUCUUUACAGCAGAUCUUUGACUGAAAUGUUCAGAUUAUAUUUAUUAUACAGUCCUGGAUCAGAGCUCACAGAGUAUUAACAUGUUUCAGUUGUUGCUCAGAUGUUUUUGGUUAUUAACUAAAUGUGAAUGAACGAUGACAUAUGAUCCUUAUCACUUCUGUUAGAGUCUAAAAUUAGUUCAACUUUAUAGAAAAAAACAUUUUCAAGGUGUAUUUUUCCCUGUGGCCCAAUUCUGCUUUCACUUUUCUUUUUUUUAAUAAAGUAUUUGAAAUAAGAAAUGUUGAGAUUCCCUUUGAUUUGUGUGUAAAAAAACAAACCUUAAAUAUCCUCAUGAUUUAUAUCAACAGUUAAUUAUUCGCAUAUUUAAUCAUUACUAUUUAAAAUAAUGUGUUUCAUAUUUGGAUAUUUAGCAAACAUUCCCUUUUGCUUCUUUUUUUACGCAAUGUACUA
Molecule: messenger RNA, 1628 nt
Organism: Scomber scombrus (Atlantic mackerel)
Lineage: Eukaryota; Metazoa; Chordata; Actinopteri; Scombriformes; Scombridae
Gene: med31
Product: mediator complex subunit 31
Exons: 4
Coding region: 164-559 (131 amino acids)
Biological process (GO): regulation of transcription by RNA polymerase II
Cellular component (GO): core mediator complex; mediator complex
Molecular function (GO): transcription coregulator activity
Source: RefSeq, a predicted model, not a curated record